Molecule: messenger RNA, 2709 nt
Organism: Elephantulus edwardii (Cape elephant shrew)
Lineage: Eukaryota; Metazoa; Chordata; Mammalia; Macroscelidea; Macroscelididae
Gene: ADAM19
Product: ADAM metallopeptidase domain 19
Exons: 22
Coding region: 1-2709 (902 amino acids)
Biological process (GO): membrane protein ectodomain proteolysis
Molecular function (GO): metalloendopeptidase activity
Source: RefSeq, a predicted model, not a curated record
AUGCUCGGGGGCGCAGGCGUCUCUUCGUUCUGCCUGCUGGCGCUCACCCUGCUGCUGCUUCGGCUGUGGGUGGCAUUGGCAACGGGAAGGAUGAGAAGAGAAAGUGAAGAAGGUAGUUCUCAGCUACAGCAUGAAGUGAUAAUACCUCAGUGGAAGACUAAAGCAAGCCCCACAGGAGAAAAGCAUCCACUAAGAGCUGAGCUCAGGGUCACUGCGGAGGGGAAAGAACUGAUCCUGGACCUAAAGAAGAAUGAGGACCUUUUUGCUCCAAGCUAUACGGAAACUCAAUAUACUCAAAGUGGAAACCCUCAAACCACCAUGCUGAAGGCUGAGGAUCACUGCUUUUACCAUGGGACAGUGAGGAAGGCGGAAGGGUCCAGCGUCACACUUAGCACCUGCCGGGGAAUUAGAGGACUGAUUAUGGUGACUAGUAACCUCAGCUACAUCAUCGAGCCCCUCCCAGAUAGCGAGGGCCAGCACCUGAUUUACAGAUCUGAACAUCUCAAGCUGCCCUCAGGGAACUGUGGGUUCCAGCACUCCAUCCCCAUCGCCAAAGACUGGGCCCUUCAGUUUACAAACCAGACCAAGAAGCGACCUCGCAGGAUGAAAAGGGAAGAUUUACACUCCACGAAGUACGUGGAACUUUACCUUGUGGCUGAUUAUGCAGAGUUUCAGAAGAAUCGACGAGACCCAGAAGCCACCAAACAAAAACUCAUAGAGAUCGCCAACUAUGUUGAUAAGUUCUACCGAUCCUUGAACAUCCGGAUUGCCCUCGUGGGCUUGGAAGUGUGGACUCAUGGGAACUUGUGUGAAGUUUCAGAGAAUCCAUAUUCCACCCUCUGGUCAUUCCUUAGCUGGAGGCGCAAGCGACUCGCCCAGAAGAAGCACGAUAAUGCACAGUUAAUCACAGGCGUGUCAUUCCAUGGCACCACCAUUGGCCUGGCACCUCUCAUGGCCAUGUGCUCUGUGUACCAAUCAGGAGGUGUCAACAUGGACCACUCCGAGAACCCCAUUGGUGUGGCUGCCACCAUGGCCCACGAGAUGGGUCACAACUUUGGGAUGAGCCAUGAUUCUGCGAAUUGCUGCCCAGCCAGCGCGGAUGACGGUGGCUGCAUCAUGGCUGCUGCCACCGGGCACCCUUUUCCCAGAGUGUUCAAUGGGUGCAACAAGAGGGAGUUGGACAGGUAUCUGCAGUCAGGUGGUGGAAUGUGCCUCUCCAACAUGCCAGACACGAGAACACUGUAUGGAGGCCGGCGGUGUGGGAAUGGAUACCUGGAAGAUGGAGAAGAGUGUGACUGUGGGGAGGAAGAGGAAUGUAAUAACCCGUGCUGCAAUGCUUCCAACUGUACACUGAAGGAAGGGGCAGAGUGUGCCCAUGGUGCCUGCUGUCACCAUUGUAAGCUGCUGGCCCCUGGUACCCUGUGUCGUGAGCAGGCUCGCCAGUGUGACCUCCCGGAGUUCUGCACCGGCAAGUCUCCCCACUGCCCCACCAACUUCUACCAGAUGGACGGCACUCCCUGUGAAGGUGGUGAUGCGUACUGUUACAACGGCAUGUGCCUCACCUACAAGGAUCAGUGCCAGCAGCUAUGGGGCCCUGGAGCCCGACCUGCCCCUGAUCUCUGCUUCGAGAAGGUGAAUGUGGCAGGAGACACCUUUGGAAACUGUGGAAAAGACAUUAAUGGUGAACACAGGAAGUGCAACAUGAGGGAUGCCAAAUGUGGAAAGAUCCAGUGUCAGAGUCCCGAGGCCCGGCCCCUGGAGUCCAACGCAGUGUCCAUUGACACCACCAUCUUCAUAAACGGGCAGAGUAUCAAAUGUAGGGGCACCCACGUCUACCGAGGUCCUGAGGAGGAGGGUGACAUGCUGGAUCCAGGCCUGGUGAUGACCGGCACCAAGUGUGGCAACAACCACAUUUGUUUUGAGGGACAGUGCAGGAAUACCUCCUUCUUUGAAAGUGAAGGCUGUGGGAAGAAGUGCAAUGGCAACGGGGUCUGCAACAACAACAAGAAUUGCCACUGCUUCCGGGGCUGGGCUCCACCCUUCUGCACAAAACCCGGCGAGGGGGGCAGCAUCGACAGUGGACCCAUGCCCACUGAGAGUGCUGUUCCUGUGGUAGCUGGAGUGGUGGGAGCCAUCCUGGCAGUGGUGGUCCUGGUGCUGAUGUACUGCUACUUCAGACCCAACAGCAAACUGGGUCAGCUCAAGCCUUCCACCCUCCCAUUCAAGCUGAGGCAACACUUCAGUUGUCCUUUCCGGGUGUCUCAGAACAGCGGAACUGGCCAUGCCAACCCAACCUUCAAACUGCAGACACCCCAGGGGAAGCGGAAGAUGAUCAAUACCCCAGAAACCUUUCGGAAACCUUCCCAGCCCCCUCCUCGGCCUCCUCCAGACUACCUACAUGGUAACCCCCCACCUGUGUUAUUACCAGCACACCUCAGCAAGGCUGAUAUGAACUCCCCAGCAGCCAGGCCUGAACUAGAGAGAAAAGAGUCAUACAGGAGACCUCCCCCAAGCCGGCCAGUGCCCCCCGCACCAAAUUACAUCCUCUCCCAGGAUUCUUCCCGGCCAAAAGCACCCCAGAAGGCACUGCCUGCUAACCCAGUGCCCGGACGCAAGAUCCUCCCAAGGCCAAAUGGCACCUCUGCUCUGCUGCCCCCUGCUGCUGGCCCUCAGCAGUGCCGGCCACUGCUACCACCUGCCCCAAAGUGA